Lottia gigantea (owl limpet) is the source of this 465-nucleotide messenger RNA. RefSeq lists its product as hypothetical. The transcript is spliced from 2 exons. The annotation marks the transcript as partial. The record is from RefSeq and is a predicted model, not a curated record. Lineage: Eukaryota; Metazoa; Mollusca; Gastropoda; Lottiidae.
ACAUCAACAUCUUUAUGUAUUGCAUCAAGAAACUUAACAUCAACAUCUAAAUGUAUUGUAUCAAGAAACUUAACAUCAACAUCUAAAUGUAUUGUAUCAAGAAACUUAACAUCAACAUCUAAAUGUAUUGUAUCAAGAAACUUAACAUCAACAUCUAAAUGUACUGUAUCAAGAAACUUAACAUCAACAUCUAAAUGUAUUGUAUCAAGAAACUUAACAUCAACAUCUAAAUGUAUUGUAUCAAGAAACUUAACAUCAACAUCUUUAUGUAUUAAACUUAACAUCAACAUCUAUAUAUAUAUUGUAUCAAGAAACUUAACAUCAACAUCUAAAUGUAUUGUAUCAAGAAACUUAACAUCAACAUCUAAAUGUAUUGUAUCAAGAAACUUAACAUCAACAUCUAUAUGUAUUGUAUCAAGAAACUUAACAUCAACAUCUAAAUGUAUUGUAUCAAGAAACAUCAAU